Molecule: messenger RNA, 1546 nt
Organism: Bufo bufo (common toad)
Lineage: Eukaryota; Metazoa; Chordata; Amphibia; Anura; Bufonidae
Exons: 5
Coding region: 92-1459 (455 amino acids)
Source: RefSeq, a predicted model, not a curated record
GCGAACUUUUUGUUGAAGAGGAGGCUUUCGCUUAGCAACGUCUUGUUUGACUCCUCCCUUAGUAACGGAGGAUAGAAGCAGAGAAGCCACCAUGGCUCAGGGAGCGGAGGGAGCGUUCGUCCUGCACGGGAGGAAAGCAGUGCUCAGAGAGAAGCCAUAUGAAUUCCUAAGCAAUACGCAGAAGACGACAAGCAGCCAUAAUCUUAGCUUUCAAGAGUCUGCUAACAAUCGUAGAUUACAUGGGAGCCGAGGGGAAGGACGCACAUUUCCCGAUGAAUUAAAUGGUAACACACUGUCUUCAUAUACCAAAGAGAAUAUCACCAUCGAUGACUUGGAGGAAAAUUUGAGGAAACUCCAGGUACAGGUGGAUAGUUUGGCUUCUAGUCUGAAUUUUGAAAGCAAGAGAUCAAACUCCAGUAUCCAUGAGUGGCCAAAUAAAAUGGAUGACUCCUUGCAUAAAGGUACCAGUGAUCCUACUGUAGCAUCAGACUGGUUUUUAGAGUCAAAUCAUCUCAACAAGCCACAUGAGAUGUUUUCUACAGUACAGAGUUCUGGGCUACCAACAUUUUCGAAGUUAUCAAUAAGCCGCCCAGCUGUCAUUGAUCCAUUUUCAGAGUUGAAUUCCACAUCUUCAUCUUUGACCCCUUCAGACAUUGCUUACAGAGAAUCCAUCCCUGUGAAGCUUGGUGCUCCUCAUAUUGUUGGAGUCAAGUCUUUAUUACCCCCCAAGAUCGCUGUACGUUCUGGUUCUCCAGAAAGAACUAGAGUUUCUACAGCAAGAGGAAGAUCUCAGUCCCCAGACCGUUCUCAUUCAUUUUCCCCUGCCUCAAAGAAAACCAGAUGGCUGAGAUCAAGUUCUCAAUCGCCAAAGCCCAUCUGGAGGCCAAACUCUGCCAAAACUAAUGCCUGUGCUCAACCUCCACCAAGAAUGAAAUCCAGUGGGAAGACAUCAUCUUCCAAUAGGCAGUCACGCUCACGGUUCUACAGACCAGGAACUUUGGUCACAAGGUCCUUCACUCCUCCGAGGAAGAUGAGAAGCAAUCUGAGCUAUUCGUGGUCUCCGUACAGCAUCCCAUCAUCUGCAAUAUCGGCACCUACUGCAGAAGAGAUCAGUAAUAGAUUCUUGAAGACACUGGCAGGGGCCGAUGUGGGGAUUUCUGUCGUGGAAGCUUCUCCGUACCAGCAGGAGCUCACUCGGUUACGACUGGAGCGGCUCCGCGUGGAGGAGGAAUUGUUACUGGAGAUUAAAAGGCAGCAGGAGCUGGAAAGGACCCGAGGACCAAAGCCAAAGUGGUAUGAGAUGAAGAACGCGCAGUUCCAUUAUGAAGCUCGGAAGAAUAAUGAGCUUCUGAAGACCAGUAAGGAUUACCAAUCAAUCUUCAAUUACCGUCAGGAUCUCUCUGCCUCAUCCAAGGAUUUUCAGGAGCACUUUAAGAUUUCACACUUGGAGCCGGUAUAAAUCGCCCCUCUGCUUGCAUAAUGUGAUGCGUUUCCCAUGCCUUUGGUAAUGAGGCAGUGUGCAAAUAUAUACUGUAGGUGUGUUAAA